This is a messenger RNA of Etheostoma cragini (Arkansas darter), 16885 nucleotides long. RefSeq names its product polycystic kidney disease 1a (gene pkd1a). The transcript is spliced from 56 exons. Gene Ontology annotation, biological process: kidney development. The record is from RefSeq and is a predicted model, not a curated record. NCBI's taxonomy places the organism in Eukaryota, Metazoa, Chordata, Actinopteri, Perciformes, Percidae. Gene Ontology annotation, molecular function: protein binding. Gene Ontology annotation, cellular component: membrane. The coding region runs from base 424 to 14445 and encodes 4673 amino acids.
ACGUGCUUUCCUGAGAUUUCCCCACUGGGGAUUAGUAAAAAGUAGUACAAAUUAAAUUAAAUUAACAUUCAGAAAAGAAUGAGUGGACAUAAAUCAGUGCGCCUGCAGCUCUCAGUGGCGGCUCAAGGAACUGCAUGAAGUGGAAAGAGGAGGAGAGAGGAAGUUCUCCAAAACUUUUUUUUCCCCCUGAAAGGAUUCUGGAGAAGCUCCGUUAGAUUUUUAGAAGAGGGGCAUCCGACCAGAGGAAUAGAAGAAAACGUAAGGGAGAUAACAGCGUCAAAGGGGUUAUCCCUUCUUCUCUUUGUGUCUCCUCACAUGAAAGCCGUGGAAAAAGGACGCGUGUUUGCUUUUGUCCUGUGUAUUUUGUUCCUUACCAGACUGAGAGGACUUGUACCAUCAGAGGCGAUGAGAUGUGAGUGAGCUAUGCCUUGUGGAAAUGGACAGACUUUAUCCAAGCGAAAACAUGGCGUCUGCUUCCCGAGGUUUAGCUUCUUUUCCAGUCUGCUUGUGGCGCUCUGCUGCCUGGAGGCAUGGGGCUCCGGGCCGCAGGGGGACGGCGGCAGGAGUUGCAGCCCCUGUCCCGUUAACUGCAGCUGCGCGCUGGCGGAGCCCCAGCCGUCCUGCGUCGUCAACUGCUCCAACAUCGGGCUGGAGAGGGCCCCAGCUGCGGCCGACGUCCCGCUGGCCACCAACGUACUAGAUCUUUCCAAGAACCACAUCUCCUCCCUUGAUACCAGCCUGCUAGAUCGCCUCACUGGCCUCAGAGAGCUGAAUCUUCAGGGGAAUCGGAUCAAUGUUCUCCCCAGAGUAGUGUUCUGCUGUGGGACUCUGUCAAUUCUCGAUCUGAGUAACAAUCAGAUCACCACCAUAGAAGAAGGAACAUGUGGAAACCUUUGCAAUUUAACUCAAAUUGACCUGAGCAGUAAUCCCUUUGAUUGUGACUGUAAGCUGUUCCGACUGGUUAGCCGGCUCCAGGAAAGAGGGGUGCAAGUUCGACGCCCAGACGCCAUGCUCUGCAACCACCCUCCUGAGCUGCGCCACCAGCCUCUGCUCAACGUCAGCCUCCUCACCUGUGGCCUGAACUAUGCAGCCUGUCUUGAGGACAGCAGCAGUGGAGGAGGGGGACGGAGCGAGCUUGUUAUCUUCUCUUCCUCCACGCCCGGAAACUUCACACGUGAACAGUGUAACAGUGUGUGUUUUGCUGCAUCCCACCGCUACGGUGGCUUGGGGGCGAGGCACGAGUGCCUCUGCAGUACAAACUCAGAGCCAAACUCCAUCAGCAAGUCUCAGUGUUCCGCUGCGUGUACAAACCCCCGUGUUAUGAAGGAAUGUGGGUGGACUCUGGCUCAUGAUGUGUUUGCGGUGGACUUCGCGGUCUCACUGAAGCCACUCCCAUUGCAAAGUGUCCACGAUCACAUCAGUUUCUCCGCCGCGUCCUCUGUCACUCCGGUGACACUGUCCUGGGACUUUGGGGACCUUUCGUCUCGGGUCAACACCACAGGAACAGGGGUCACCACAGCAACUCACAAAUACGGACUUCCGGGACAUUAUGCAGUCAGUUUGAUGGCCUGGGCUGGACACAAGGAGGUCUCUGCACGUGGAAAAGUGACCGUCACACUUCCUCCCAAGCUGGAGCUGCUUUGUCCACCUCUUGCUGUGGCCAAUAAGAGCCUGGAGUUCAAACUUGUCAGCUGGGGGGGUGUUGGCUUGGCUGUAGACUGGAAGAUUUCAAAGGAUGGUGACCAAGUUGCCAAAGCCUCCCCUCAUUGCCCAAAGGACGGGGUGUACCACGCCGAGUCCUCACACUGUUUCCAGAUUGUUCCAGUGGAGAUGAGCUGGACAGAUGCUCGACAGCAGUGUUCAGACCGUGGCGGGGAUCUGGCUAUAGUCAGGAGUGACGCACUGCGUAACCUGCUGGCACCAAGAGUCACACAGGAGCGGGGUGUGUGGCUGGGCUUGAGUGAUGUCAACGUUCCAGGCAAGCUGCACUGGGUGAACGGCUCGGAGGCACAGGAGGGAGAGGAGGGCCUGCCACCUCGUUCCUCGAUCUCCCGCGGAAACGUGUGUGUGUCCCUCGAUCAGCGCGCUCAGACCACUUCACCACACCCAUGCAAUGCCAAGCGGGCCUAUGUCUGCCAGUACAGCCCCCAAGUUCGUGUUCCAGAUGCAGGGAUUUACACAUUGGGCCUGGCUGUGUUUCCAUCCCAUUAUACUUUGCACCGCACCGCUCCCGCUCCGCUCUCUACGCCCCAGCCUCCCAGCAGGGGCAUAGAGUUGCUGUUGUUCCCAGCUCUGAGCUUUGUUCAUGCAGGUCGUCUGUCCUCCCUAGAGUUUGUCACUCAGGAGCUCAUUUUACAAAUCCACGUCCGAUUCCAGACCUACAGACCUCACUGCCAUUACCCCGGCCUGCACUUGCUGCUACCCAGUUGUGGAGGUCCAGCAUGUGCGACGGUGGCUGUUUGUGUCCCCAAUGACACAAGGAGCAGUGAUCCACCCUCUUGCCCACAACUAGAGCAGUGGUGUCCCUUCCAGCACAGGUGCCUGCCUCUCUCCAGUGCCUGCCAGCCAUCUUCCUGUCCUAACUGCACCCAAUCUCACCACCUGCCCCCUGGGGCGCUAAGGCCCAGAUACACCCUACAGAAUGAGGUGGUCUUCACUCUGCCAGCAGGACCAGCUGCACACAUACUGGUAAAAGAUCAACUGGAGGACCUCCUGGUUUCCCGUGGUGAUGUCAUUGCCCUUCAGCACGAUGCUGGCCCCGCCUCGCUUCUUCACUGCCAAUCUUCCCCACAUUCACUGUGGCGACAACCUGUCUUAGCCCUCAACCAAUCAGAGUGGUUCUGGAUCAACAACACCGGACAGUCAACAGACACCUCGGUUGACCUGGACGCCGCCCCUCGGCCUGACCCAGAGCUUGACGUGAAGGCGCUGGUGGAGGAUGGUGAGGGAGGCUGGCUGGACGAAGUAGUUUGCCCUGUCAGGGUGCUGUAUGUGGGACACAAUGAGACUCAGCUGCAGGGAGCACAGCUGUCUGCUGGUCUACCCCAGCCUGGACUCUACAACCUGCUGGUGACUUCAGCUGAGCCAUCAUACCCAGUCUUUGCAUCAUGCGACUUGCGUGUGGUGCCUCCUCUGGGCUUGACAAUCCUCCACCCCACUCCCAAAAAUGGCACCCUCUACCUGAAGCCCAGCAACACCCAGAUACUGCUCCGCGUCCAGUCUCGCUACUUGACAAAAGCAUCUCGCCGUGGCAGCAAUCGCAGCGUGACCUUCCAGUCCGACUGUCCCGAGGAGUUUUCUUCCAGUCCAGCGCUCUGUCAACCGGGGCAGAGCUCACGGGUCGAGUCCGCAGAGCCCAACCUGUAUGCACUGCUGGAUCUGAGCCUGGGGACGGAGGAGCAGAGGAGUCCAGUGCAAAUAGAGCUUGAGGCCCAUAAUAAUGUGACGGAGGCCAGCCUGUCUGUGGUCGUCCACCUGGAAGAGCCGCUCAGAGGACUGAUGGUGCAGCCACACCCUGCACACAGGGUGCUGAUGGAGUCAGUCGUGAGCUACACAGCAUCAGUGCUUGAAGGCUCCAAUCCCACUUUUAAAUGGACAGUGGAUGACAAGCCGUACUUCACUUAUUACAACACUGUCCUCAAUGUCAUUUACCAGCACGCUGCCAUCUACAAGCUCACAGUGACAGCCAUGAACCAUGUCAGCACCCUCACAGAGCAUUUCAAUGUGACCGUGGACCGGCUGCAGCCCAUGGCCAACCUCACAGUAAAUGGUGUGCCAGAUGUGGUCCCUCAGGGCUCUACCCAGACUCUCACCACCUCCGUGCUCCUCGACUUAUCUGUGGCAGCCACCUUCCGUUGGUCAUUUGGUGACGGCGGAUAUAAGGAAUUUGAAUACAAGCCUCCUUACGCCCCCUCCCUCCUCUGCCCGGACUCCCCCAAUCAGGUCCUUCUAAGCAACAACGUCACCUAUAUCUACUCUCAGCCAGGAAUAUACACAGCACUGGUGUCAGUGUCCAAUCGUUAUGAGAACAUCAGUCAGAGCAUCAACAUGAGUGUCUACAGCAUCCUCACUCGUGUCGAUAUACAAACAGAGCCGCAACUCCUCCUCACUGGCAAAUCAGCUUAUUUUGAGGCUCACCCUCUGCCCUCGCCCUAUGGCAUUCACUAUGACUGGCACUUUGGAGACAAUUCUACCCCGCUGCAAGGUCGCCGCGUGACCCACACCUAUGUACAGAGUGGCGUCUUUGAGGUCUGUGUAUCGGUAAACAACACCAUCAGUUCUAUGAAGGCUUGUUCCCAGAUGUUUGUAUAUGAGGAGAUUGAAAAUUUAACAGCUGAAAGCUCCUCACCUACAGAGCUUCAUAGUCCUACUAGAGUAUGGGCACGGCUUGCAUCAGGUAAUAAUAUCACAUGGACAUUCUCCAUGGGAGAUGGGACCAUCUACCCAGCAUCCAAACCUCACGUGUCACACAGGUAUAUCAAAGAUGGCAACUACACAGUGAAUGUGACGGCCUCGAACGCUGUGAGCUCUGGCUGGACAAUCCUCCCAGUGCAGGUGUUUGUCUUCCAAGUUUUGAAGAUGGAGCCGUCUGGGUGUGUCCAAGAGCAGACCGAAGUUAACUUUCAGGCUGGGGUGUCCGGUAACGCGUCGGCUCAUCUUUAUAAAUGGAGCUUUGGGGACGGAAGCCCAAACGAGACACACCACGGAAACCCCAGAGUCUCGCACACCUACCCGACAAGUGGGAACUACCACCUCGCUCUGCUUCUCUCCAGUGGGGUUAACAAGGCCAACUUCUUCAACUGGGUGUGUGUGCAGCCAGCAAUAACCAACAUCAGCCUCAACCUUGAGAAAUACCACUACGCUGCUGGGGAAGAGAUCCGUUUCCAGGCAAGAGCAGAGCCAGAAUUUGACUACAGCUAUCAGUGGGACUUUGGUAGAGAGGAACACUCAUCAGUGCUCAUCAGUGGUUCUAGGAAUAUCGUGACAACAUAUAAAAACCCAGGUCAUUACAAUGUUACAGUCAUUGUCUUCAAUAACAUCUCCACCAGUAAGUUCAGUGUUGUGAUUGAGGUUUUGAUGCCCGUCGGUCCAAUUGUUAUUCAACAUAAUGGCACAAAGUACAAUAACCUUACCCUUAGAGCACCAUACACUUUCACAACGUCUUCCAUGGCUUCCAAUGUUACUUACAUCUGGAACUUUGGAGAUGGAUAUGUGCUUACAGGCCAGAAUAUCCGCCACACCUACAACAUCUCUGGGAACUACAAUAUUACGCUGACAGCAGCCAACACAGUUAGCAGGAAUCACACUACAUUACCUGUUGCUGUGCUUACACCGGUUCGCGGGUUAAAUGUCAAUGCUAGUUUGAUAAAUGUCCCUCUUAAUGCCUCAGUCCACUUUGAGGCCCAAAUGGAGGAGGGAGAUGGCGUGCGCUUCUCUUGGAUCUUGUGUGACCGCUGCACCCCAAUUCCAGGGUUCCAAACCAUGUACUAUACCUUCCGCUCCGUUGGCACUUUCAACAUCAUUGUAACAGCGGAGAGCGACGUAGGAACAGCACAAGCCAGCAUCUUCCUGUAUGUCCAACGUGAGCUGGAGGGGCUGCAGAUUUUAGCAGAAGAGGAGAUCGGAGGAGGUGGGGGCACAGGAUUAGACAGUUGCUGCUUUGCUACAAACCGUGUUCUCCACCUUCAAGCAGGUUUAAAGGAAGGAACCAACAUGACAUUCACUUGGAACCUUAUCAGAGAGCUAGACCCCCUUAGCUCAAGCUUCAACAUAAGCGGGAAGACGGUGGAGGUGAAUUUCUCCACGCCAGGCCGUUGUGACAUCUUUCUCCGGGCAGCCAACCUCCUGGGCCAGCUCUCCGUUAACAGAACCAUCCACUUCCUGGAACCAGCCGGAGGGGUGGACCUGCAGAUCAGCGACAACCCAGUGGCAGUCAAUGCUUCAACUAACCUGACGGUACUAAGUGUUGACGGCUCGGAUCUGCAGUACCGCUGGUCUGUGAAUGGGGACCCUUUGCAGUGGACCAAGUACUGGAAGACCCACACCUUUAUCACCCCUGGCUUAAAGCUAGUUACUGUGGAGGUAUUCAAUAAAGUUAGCUCAGAGGUUAAAUCACAGAUUGUCAGUGUCCAGGAAGUCAUUUCUGGGCUAACAUUCAAUGCUACUAAUGUGACAGAACAGAGUAUGCAGAGUUACGUACCAACAGGUGUCACCGUCUCGCUCGAGGGAAAAGCACUGACAGGAACCAAUGUGACGUGGACAUGGCUGUUGAAUGGAAGAACAGAAACGGGAAAGAAAACGUCUGUGAUUUUCCAGGAGGCAAAAACAGCCAUCGUUACUCUAAAUGCGACCAAUGACGUCAGCGGGCAAGUGGUUUCUAGAGGCUUCUUUGUUCAGGACAAGAUUCAGGGAUUGGAGCUCAGGGCAAGUAAAAACAUUGCAGCAGUCGGUGAGAAGGUGGAGUUCAUCAUAUCUAUGGCAGCUGGCUCAGACGUUUGCCUCAUCCUCAGCAUCAGCGGAGAUGCCACUGUUCACCCUCAACCCGACCAGACCUAUGUCCACACAUUCAGCAGGGUGGAUACGUACAUGGUGAACCUCACUGCUCACAAUCAGGUGAGUUUCAAGAGGCGGCACCUCCAGGUGGAGGUGAUGGAGCCCGUACGAGGACUUUCUAUCCUAGGAAGCUGUGCAGCAAUCCCUGUAGGUGUAAAGAGAUUGUUUGCAGCCAUCAUCCUGACGGGCAAACCUGUUCAUUUCCUGUGGACUUUUGAUCUGCACCACCUCCAUAAGACGUCGCAUAUGGGCAAAGAGGUGUUUUACACGCCAGAAGAACCAGGUUUAUUGACCAUCUACCUGAAGGCCAUCAACGCACUGCAUGCUCAGAACGUCACAAAGCACAUCCUGGUGCAGAACCUGCUGACAGCGGCUGUCCUGCAUGCUUCGCCUCUGGACACUUUCAUUAAUAAGACGGUGACCCUGAUGGUCAAUGUCAUACCCAGAUCUAAUCCUGUGGAGUGCUUGUGGGACUUUGGCGACGGCUCUUCUUCAGUUCACACAAACACCACAACAGUGGGUCAUGAGUACAGACAGCCGGGACUCUACCUGGUCCAAGUGAACUGCAGUAACCUGGUGAGCUGGGUGUUGGCCCAGGUGGAGGUAAACAUCAGUGUAUUAGAGUGUGAGGAGCCAGAAGUGCAGGUGGUUCAAGCCCCCCGUCUGGCCAUCUGGCGCUACCAGCCCACUUUGGUGGAAGCCAGUGUGGACCUGAAAGGCUGCCUACGCUACGGAGCUCAGUACCUAUGGCAGAUACUCUCAACACCCUCCUGUGAUAACGAUAGAGAUCACAGUAUUCCCUCUGGGGUGGUGACUCAGUCCUCACAAUCUUUGCCUGUCCCGGUAAUUCGGCUGCCAAUGGAGGUGGAUGUGCGGCGACUGCAGCUGUCGCUGCCAAAGAUGGCUCUGGCAGCAGGGAACUACACCUUGGUGUUUUCUAUGUCCUAUGAAGGCGUGCCGCUAAGGAAGGCCGCCUGUCUGCAGCUCAGUGUCAUGGCUACCAGACUGAUGCCCAUCAUAGAAGGGGGCACCUACAGGGUGUGGUCGAGGACACAGGACCUGAAGCUCAGUGCUGUGCAGUCCUACGAUCCCAACAUGGACCCAGACAGCCAGUCACUACUCCACUACCACUGGGAGUGUCAAAGCACUUCGAAGGGUGCAGAGCAUUGCUCCAGUCUUAACUUCGGCUUGGGCACCAGCGAUCCGGUGCUGGGAAUCUCCGGCUCUGAGCUGGAGGCAGGAGUCGAAUACACUUUCAGACUGACCAUCAGCAAAGCUGGCAUGGCGCCAGAGUCCACCAUACAGACUGUACUCGUCCAGAGUGGCCAUAUUCCCAUGGUGUCUCUGGAGUGUGUGUCCUGCAAGGCCCAGUCCAUCUACGAGGUCAGCCAUAACUCAUAUGUCUACCUCAAAGGAACCUGCACCAACUGCCAGGGAUUUCACCGUGGGCGCUGGAGUGCCAUGACGCUUCAGAACGAGACUCUGGUCCUAAACUCAUCCUCCACCACCACAGGAAGUCAUGGCAUGAAUUUGGUGCUGCGACAGGGUGUCCUGCGCCAUAAAGACUCCUACAACUUCACCCUCCACGUGACCGACGGCAGUCUGGAUGGCGAUGGCGUUGCCUCCAUCACUCUGCACCACAACAUGCCCCCGGAUGGCGGGGAGUGUCACCUGAGAGGGGGAGGGGAAACAGGGGUGGAGUACAGCGACAGAGACAUUAAAGUGUGGAGGAUACGUACACUUUUGGACCGAGUGCACUUCAACUGCUCAGGUUACAGUGAUCUAGGGGUCUCAGAGACUCCUUUGCUCUACAGCUUACAGGUGAAACGCUGCAGAGAUGACUACUGUGAGGACUUCUGUGUGUACAAAGGCAGCAGCCCGGAGCACUCGGCCUUCCUGCCCCCAGGCUUCAGCUCAGCCGGCCAGCUUGUAGUCGUAAUAAUCACAGUGGAGGACCACCAGGGAGCUGCCAUCAUUGCACUCAACAAGACCAUCAAAGUUGUGCUACCAGAUCCGCCCCCUGAGUACAACAAUCUUCCCCAUUGGCUGUCUGAGCUGACAGACAGCAAACUGAAAAAGCUUUUGGAGCAGGGAGACUCCCAGAGAGUGCGAGAGUUAUCGUUGGCUCUUAUUACAGUCCUGAAUGAGUAUGAGCAGAGCAGGGAGUUGGUGCCAAAUGAGCGUGGUUACAGAGUGAGAAUCCGCAGCAACAUCACCAGAGCGCUGACCGCUCUAGACCUGACCACUGUUAACGACAUCCAGCAGACCUCCGCUGCUUUGGCUCAGUGCACGGCGGUGAGUCGGGAGUUCAUCUGUGAGGAGUGUCAGAACAGCACUCUGAACAAACUGGAGUCCAUGCUCAAGAUACUGCAAACUGACACGAGGCUGGGCACAGUCACUCCUACUGAGAUAGCUGACAACAUCCUCAACAUCAUGGGUGAUCUGAUCCAUCAAGUCAGCCAGUCAUCAUCCCAGUCUUACCUCCAGCCUGCCCCUUCCACCUCCUCUUUUUCCUCCUCUGGAGAGGAGCAAGGAAGCACCCAGUUACACCCCUCUCCCCCCUCACUGGAGCCACACCCUCUGCGAGUGGCGGCCAAGGCUUACAGCCUGUCCUCUGUCCUCAUGCGGAUCCUCAUGCACGGCCGUGUGCUCAACGAGGAGCCGCUUGUGCUGAGGGGAGCUGAGAUUGCUGCCACUGGAAAACUGGCAGACCCCCAGAGCCUGCUCUGCUACCAUGGCAACAACAGUCCAGAGUGCGAGCGAUUCUCCAUCCCCAGAGCAUUCAACUACAGUCUUGACAGAGCUGCUCCAGGAAACAGCAUUAUGCAGCUUUUGUUUCAGGUGGAGUCUAACCCCUUCCCCUUCAACUACGUUGCAAACUACACUGUCUCUACCGAAGUGGCAUCCAUGGAGUUCCGCACUGAAAAUGGCACCCAGAUUCCCAUCUCCGGACUGAACGACAGUCUGGCCAUCACUGUUGCUGUUAACAAUGGAAGUAGCGGAGCAGAAGCAGGUCCUGAGGGUUUUGGUUCCGGAGGGGUCCCCACAGCUGAAGCUGUUAACAUCAGACACUGUGACUCGGUCAUUGUCAGGGUCAGCACGGGAAACAACAACCGACAGGCGGGGCUCUUUGUGCAGCUCAACUUCACCUCUCUGGAGGAAGCUAAAGAAAAGGUCAAAAAAGAAGAGGAUAGGGAGGAGCCAUACAUCACAGCCUACCUUCAUUCACAUGGAAGACCCGAUGAGUUCAACUGCACUGACAAAAAACGCAUCACACUCAGCAUGACCCGAGGGCAAGAUCUCGACCACAGGAAAUACACCUUCUUCCUGUCACCAGAGUCUUACGACACCACUCUGGACUACUUUAUCAACGUGAGCACGGCCUGCAGCCCCAGCUCUCAGCCUGUAGGUGUUCGACUUGAGGUCGGGGUGUUUGCCUCUCUGUGCCAGUACUUCAGUGAGAGUGAGAAGCAGUGGCGGACAGAUGGCAUGGUGCCCCUAGCAGAAACCAACACUAGCAGAGCUGUUUGUCGCACCAGGCACCUCACGGCCUUCGCAGCAGGCCUUUUUGUCCCGGCCAAUGCCAUCAGCUUUACAGUGCCAGAGCGUUCUGGUGCACCAAGCCUGGUUGUGCUGUUAGUGUGUGUGUUGGGUUUACUAAGCUAUGCUGUGGCAGCAGCCAUCCUACACAAAUUGGACCAGCUGGAUCUACGCCGGGCUGGUGUGGUUCCACUCUGCGGCCAAGACGGACUCUUCAAGUACGAGGUCCAGGUCAAGACUGGCUGGAGUCGAGGGGCAGGCACCACGGCUCAUGUGGGAAUCAGUUUGUAUGGACGUGAGAGCCGCAGUGGACACCGCCAUCUCGACAGCAGAGGAGCUUUUACGCGCAACGCUCUCGACAUCUUCCACAUUGCCACGGAUACCAGCCUGGGCAGCAUCUGGAAAAUACGAAUUUGGCAUGACAACAAGGGUUUGUCUCCAGCAUGGAUGCUGCAGUACAUCUUGGUCAAAGACUUGCAGACAGGAAGCAGCCACUACUUCCUGGUUGAUGAGUGGCUGUCAGUCUACAAUGAGAGAACUGACGGACGGGUGGAGAUUGAGGUGGAGGCCUCAGAGGAGGCUGUACUGCAGCUGCCCCGCCGUCUGCGGUGUGAGCUGCAGAGGGCUCUGUGUGAGAGUCACCUGUGGCUGUCUCUGUGGGAGAGACCCCCCCGCAGCCCAUUCACCCGCCUACAGAGAGCCACGUGCUGCGCCUUGUUACUGCAGCUCAUUGUAUUGGCCAACACGCUGUGGUACAGCAUUGUGGUAGACAAGAGAUACAGCCCGCAGGCUGUGUCAAGGAUUUCUUCAUUAAAUGAAGAGACAGUGGCAGCGGGCGUGGUGACCUGUCUGAUUGUCUACCCUGUCUACCUGCUCGUCUUCACGCUCUUCAGAAUGAGCCGCAGCAAGUGCGUGUCUGUGGAGCAAGUGCUACCACAAGUGGAUCAGGAGUCGGUGGAGAUUGAUGACUUUCUGGACGACUCCAUGGCUGGAAGUUCUUUCCUUUUUUUUAAUGGCGAGACCAACUCAGAAGAAACCAACGUGGACUUUCCCACUCCAUCAACCAAAAGUGGGGAGAGUUGGGUUAUGGCAGAGGAAGAGAUGGAGGACAGGGAUUGGCCAGAGCUGUUGAGUGAUGUGUCUGUGGUGGGAGGGGCGGGGCAUGGGGCAGGGCUGCCCAGGCUGAAGAGGGGUCAGGGCAGCAGGCACCUGGGUGUCGACAUGACCUUUAACCCUGAUGACGAGGAGGGGACUGAACAACGCAACAAAUAUUUCACCUCCUCAGACGAGGACCUGAUCAAACACAUCCUGGCAGAUGGACAGAACUUUUUUCCUCAGGCAGAUGAAAGUGAGAUGGCUGACCUGUCGAGCAUUUUCGGAGACAAGACUGAAGUGAUUCUCCUCCAGAAGCUGAAUGAGCCUCUUCCUCUAGAAUCUAUGAGAAGAGAACCACCAAAAACUGCUUUCACCUCAAACACGGUUGUGGCAGACGUCUGUCGUCCCAGACGGUUUCCUCCCUGGUGUGGACGUGCCGCCCUGUGGGGCAGCUGGGCAGGGAUCACUCUGGCCAGUGGCGUUUCGAUUUGGGCGGGUCACGGCUUCAGUCAAAGUGUGGCCAUGAUGUGGCUCAUCUCCUGUUUUGCCAGUUUCCUGUGUUCCUUUCUGCUGUUGGAGCCAAUUAAGGUGUUUUGUGAGGCAGUUUACUAUGCAGUGGGUGUGCUUCGCCUUCGUCCAGAGGAUCAGGAUGUGCUAGUUGAGUUCCCCCGGGUGGAGAGAGUGGUCCAACGUGUCCCCAGGGUGAGACCGCCACAGGGGUUCGCUCUGUCUCAGGCUCGACACCAGGCCCGCAAGGUCCACAUGCUGCACACCAUGCUGAAGAAUUUCCUGGUUUAUAUGUUUUUCCUGCUGGUGGUUUUGCUUCUCAACUACUCUGACUCGGCAAAAGACACACACAGCCUGAGACUUCGCACUCAGCUGCAGCGGGCGCUACACACAACUGAGUACCACAACAUCAGCAGCCGAGCUGAUGUUCUGAUUUGGCUAAAUGAUUCUCUGUUGCCACGGCUACUGGAUGACUCUACCCUCUUGAGAGAUACGGGAAGCGUGUUACUUGGCACGCUAAGGCUCCGUCAAAUCCGGGACAAGCAAGUUGCAGGUGGUUCCAGGGCCGAAGACAGUAUUUGGGGAAAGGGCUGGGUUCCUACUGCUUUCAGAGCUAAUGAUACAAACGGGGCGUGGCAUCUGGGUCCUAUGAGCUUGAAUAACAUUGAAGAUGUUGUCCAGCAGCUGAACAGAAGCCUGGAGGAGGCCUCUUCCUCCUUACAGCAGCUGCAGCAGCUGCAUUGGCUCGAUUACAGGACCCGUGCUGUGUUUGUGGAGUUCUCGCUCUACAACAUAAACACAAACCUCCUGGCUGUCUUCUCAUUCCUGUUUGAGUUUCCAGUUUCUGAGCGUGCCCAGUCCAGCCUUGACCUCCAUGUCAUCACUCUGUGGCCAAUCACAGGGCUGGACCUGCAGCUCCUUCUAAUGAUUGUCCUCCUCGCCCUGGUGUUGUAUUUCCUGGUGCGGGGGAUCUUGGGCUUCCUCAGGGAAGGCUAUGUGUACUUGCUGUCAACCUGGAGACUCCUGGGCAUCUGCAAACUGGCUCUUGCAGCAUCUGUCUGCGGGCUGCACCUGAGGCGCUGCACCAUGGCCACGCAGCAGUGGGCGUCGUACAUGAAGCACCCACGGGACGCCUUCACAGACUUCUACCCCCUAGCCAGACAGAGUCAGAUGUACACAGAAAUGUCUGCCUUGCUGUUGUUCAUACUGGUGCUCAAGGCGUCCCACCAGUUGCGGUUUCUCCGAGAGUGGGCCGUGUUUGGUAGAGCUCUGCGGCGCUCAGUCUGGGAGCUGCUGGGAGUCGCCCUGGCAUUAUUGCUGUUGAUGUUGGCUUAUUCACACACAGGACACCUGCUCUUCCACUCUGUAUUUGACAGCUAUGGCAGUGUGAGCUCUGCCUGUUUGUCUUUGUUGGGCGCUGGCGGACGUGGUCUGCUAUCAUGGCGUCCAAGCUGGACAUUUACUGGUCCCUCUAGCACCAUCUCUGCGCUGGUGUUCCAUGCGAGCUUUGCCGUACUUCGGCUUGUGUUGCUGUGGUUGGUCACUUCUAUUUUACUGAGGAACUAUCGGCGCGCACGAGCCGAGCUAUACCGUCCAGCUGUGGAUCUCCAAGACUACGAGAUGGUUGAGCUGUUUCUCAGACGGCUCAAAAUGUGGAUGGGGCUCAGCAGGGCCAAAGAGUUUCGUCAUAAGGUGCGUUUUGAAGGAAUGGAGCUGCCACCAUCUCGUUCGUCCACCACCAGCGACUGUAAGUCCCUGUGCUUGCCACCGCUGGACGGUCCUGACUCCCCUCCCACCCCAGACAGCGUUGAUGCGGGCUCUGAGGCCUCAUGGUGCCCGGCCUCCUCCAGCCCCUGCAGCCUGACCGAAGCCCCAGGGAUCGGCCUGGGACUCGGGUUGGGCCUGGGUUUGGGCCUUGGUCCAGGAGUGGUGAUGGGAAGUACCAGCUGGAGGGAGAGAGCGGAGACUGAAGCCUCUCUGAGGAGGCUACUCCCCACCCUGGACGCCCUACUGCAACAGCUUGACCGUGUCACUAUGGCAACAGAGGAUGUGUACCACACCGAGUGUAGACUGGAGCGAACCCAGAGGAAGAGGAGGCGUAGAGGGAGAGAGAGGGGAGGUAGUGGUGGUCGGGGAGGGAAGAGCGAGGCAGGACAGAGAGAAAAGGGUGAGGACAAGGACUCUGCUGGAUGGAGAGAACGAAGGAGUGGCAAAGAAAAACACAAAGGGAGCAAAAAGGGGAAAAAGACGGAUAAAAGUGAACUUUUAAAUGAGUGUGGAAACACUGCUGCCAACCAAAAAAAGACUCCAGUAGCUACACCUGUUCCCUUUUUAAAGACCAGACCAUCCUCCACUACACAUACGCCCGCUCCGCAAUCAUCAGCCAAACCUUCACUCAGCGCACCUCCACCUCCAAUAGUCACAGAUAAAUCUGCCUCUGACACCUCCUCUCUUCCAGUUUCAUCAGAAAACACUCCACCUUCCCAUGUCCCACUGCCCAAAACACCCUCUGCACCUCCAUGUACCCCUGCACCUACCCCCUCCUUGUCAUCUACACCUGCCCCUACGCCCAGCAGCCGGGACUGGGACCCCCCCGCAGAGAGAGAGCCCCUGCCCUCCUCCAGCCUGUUCAACCACCCAGCUCACACUACCACCAUUCCUACACGCAAGAGAAAACGCAAACCUCCACCCCUUAAAAACAAGGUGCACCCCAACCUAGACAGGCACAGCCCUGGACACCCCAAAUCCUAAGGACGUCUGGAUAAAUUGACAGCCAGAAGUAAAAGGUAGAGCAAAAACAAGGUGGGUUAAAGAUGAGAGGAAGAUGGGGGCAGCAGGUUUUGUCCCCACCCAGAGAAAAGGAGAGAAAAAAGUGGAAGGGAAAUAAAUAGGACAAGGUACAGGAUGGAAACACAAAUAAUCACAGAGACAAGCGGUUUAGGCAAUGAAAGAUGAACAGAAAGCAAGAAAAUAAGACUUUGCACGUUUACAAGCAGUGAUCCGUCCAAAUCCCAGUUCAGUUCUUUAUGAAUCACGGUGCAGGUCACCAGAUGCUAAGUGAGCUGGUUUAGUCAGCAAGUAAAGGUCAACAUUAAAAUACUUCUAUUCCUUAUUUCCCCGGACUAAACCUAAUCCCAUGAGACCCUGGAGGUCACGUGGGGUCACUGACAGGAGCACAUGAACGUGCUCACCUGAGGAUUUAACUAACUAAAAGCAGACAAUGCAAUUGGUCUUUUUUAUGUAUCAGAAAAAUUGUGUUGAUUUCUCAGUUAUGUUGUCCGUCUACAUAUUUUUCUCUUGUAUAUUUCGGUCACCAUGGGUACUUGUGGCCUGUUUGGAAAUAGUCAUGUUAUAUGAACCCAAUUUGGCAUGCAGGCACACACAGAUACACACACAUGCAGGUAUACACAUGCAUAGAAAUAACACUGUAGGCACAGACGCGCUAAUUUUAAUCUGCCAUACACACAGGUACAAGAGAAAACAAAAUGAAGCAUGUAUACACAUGCACACGCGCACACCCACACUCACAACACACACACACACACACACACACACGCGGUUGUUGGGAUCCCAGCAGCCAGUUUUUCAGGGCGCAGAUAUAACCAUCCUCUCCAUACUGAAAAAGUACGGAGAAAUUUAAAAAAAGAUAAGUGGAAACCAAGAGUAGUGACAAGGAGGAAGUGUGGUAAGUGCUAGCGCUGAUAAAGUAACGUAGGAGCGUUAGCAAGACGAGGUAAAGAAGAAGGAUAAGAUGAUGCUCAGUGGACAAGAUGAUUGUAAAUAAAAGUUGAGGAAGCAGGAAGGAGUUGCCUUCAUUUUUACAGUACUGACCAUUUACACAAGUUCUCCCAUCAUAAAGCUAAACUGACUCCCAGUCUGAAUAUCGUUUCAAAAUGUUGUGUUCAGUAAGGUUGUAAUUUAAAAGCACUUUUGUUCUGAUGUAGAUUGUUUUUGAAUGAUAAUGUAUAGUAAUAUGCUUGGUGUCCAAACCAACAAAGAAAUCUUUACCCAUACUGUAUCUUAACCAUAAAUGUUGCCAAAGCUUAUGCGUCAUGUAUACAUUUUGAGUUUUACCAUGCCAAGUAAUUCAUUAAUUAAUUGUGUACUUAGCACUUUAUUUCCUAUUUGAGCUGAUAUGCAAUGCCAUAUUUAACUCUCAUGUGUCUAGAUUCCAUGUUAACACAUUAUUGAAACAUCCUAGUAAGUAUUAUCAAGUUGUUAAAGCCACAGCUAGCAGUCCUACAGUGUACUUUUGUCUGCUCUUUGGUAGUUUUCAACUUUCCUGUUUUUUGUCUCAUUUUGAUUAACAUACAGUACAUACUUCCUGUGUCCAUUGGACAGAUCUCAGGGAACAGACCCUUUCCCCCCAACCUGGGAAGACAACCAGGAAAACCAAAAAUGGGGGCAAAAUAGGUGUUUUUCUUUUAAAAUAAUCUAAAAGAAUUUAUAUAUUUUGUGGUUAAAUCAUGCCAGCCUUAGACUUCAUUUAACUUCUCUCAGCCCAAAAACUGUGGACUUAUGUGACGGAGCCCUGUUUUCUUAGGUACUUACAGGCAGAGUGUCUUCUCCAAUUAAACCCCACCGGCAUAAAGCAAAAUGCUAACCAAAUGAUUUUAUUUUGAAACAUCUCAACUUUAUCCUGCACAAUACGUUGCAUAAGAUAUCACACAUUCCAGGCUCUGAAGAAAAGAAACAAAAAAAGACAGUCUGCGUGUGUAUAUUUCUGUAUAUAUUGGUGCUUUGUGGUGUAUAUAUUUUUGCUUUCAGUGAUCAGUAUUGUUUAUGUGCUGCAGUGGCAUAUGCAUUAGGUCAAGCACUGGUGUUGCAAACCCCAAAGUUUUACAUUUUUUUCAAUCUAACUGAAGCAUUUCAGUCAAAGCUAUACAUGUAUUUAAUAUACAGUUUUGUUCUACAACAGGAAGCUCAGCAGUUGACAGUUAACACCGCCACUCGCCUUCUUAUUCCUGGUCGGUGGACAGCGUGCAACAAGAUAGUGCUAAAGCCCACCUUCUUGUCUUCGCUCUCUGUUUUAUUUAAUGCAUUUUGUUUUAAAAUGGUGUUACAAACUUGUCUUUGAAAACAUUUCAUCUUUGUAUCUCAUACAUCUAAAAAUACAUGUAUCUGUAUUUUGCAGAUGUAGCACUUCUCCUGCUUUUGCACUUGACAAAGUCGAAUAAAGAGUUUGACAGCU